AUGGUGAAUAUGUCUAGUAGUAAUAAUAGCACACCACGUUCAACAAAUCAUACUGAAUCAAAAUCUCAUCAUCAUCAGUGUUCUCUAUCAAAUGCAACAACGGUUUCUGUUACUCAUUCAACUAUUGAUGAUUUUCGUGAAAUAAUACGUGAACAAUCAUUUAUUAUUCCAAAUAAUUCAUCAUCAGAUCAUAAUCAUAUUGAUGUACCUGUUAAAAAAUAUCCUCCAUUACCUGAUAUUGCAGUACCUAAUUCUAGUUCAACAAAUAAUACAUUUUUUCGUACAGAAACAGUUCUAACAACACCAAAACAAAAUCAACCUAAAAAACAAAUGUUUUAUCAUUUUGCACCAACACAACGAGGACAUUUACCGGCACUUAAUAAACGUCAUAUUUUACCAAUCAUGUCUAAUGUUAUGGAUCUUGAUGAAGAUUUACCUCAAUGUAAUACAACUAUAGCACAUAGAGCAGCAACGUAUACAUCACCUAGUGAUCGUUCUAUAUCACCAAUAAAACGUCCAUCUGCUCCAUCACCACCAGCAAGUGCACAAAUAAAGCGACCUGGUCAUAAUGCAUUUGUUUAUGGUCAAGAAGAUCAAGAUGAAGAAGAUGAAGAAAAUUGUUCGAUAUUAGAUGAUGAAGAUAGUCAAUAUUUUAAUGAUCAUUUUUCUCGUUACAAUAAUCAAUCAAUAACAAUGACUAAUCAUCGUAUUGAUCAUUAUAAUAACACUGAUCGUUAUAUAAAUAUGAAUGAUAGACAAAAUACAAUAAUAAUCGAUAGUGGUCAUGAUGAACCUACUCAUCCACUUGAUUCAAUUGAAUUUGAACCGUGA
Rotaria sp. Silwood1 is the source of this 831-nucleotide messenger RNA. Lineage: Eukaryota; Metazoa; Rotifera; Eurotatoria; Philodinida; Philodinidae. The record is from the annotation of a GenBank genome assembly.